This is a messenger RNA of Micromonas commoda, 1336 nucleotides long. RefSeq lists its product with no specific name. NCBI's taxonomy places the organism in Eukaryota, Viridiplantae, Chlorophyta, Mamiellophyceae, Mamiellales, Mamiellaceae. Gene Ontology annotation, molecular function: pyridoxal phosphate binding; cysteine desulfurase activity. Gene Ontology annotation, cellular component: mitochondrion; cytosol. The transcript has a single exon. The record is from RefSeq and is a predicted model, not a curated record. Gene Ontology annotation, biological process: [2Fe-2S] cluster assembly. The coding region runs from base 49 to 1278 and encodes 409 amino acids.
CGCGGGUUCGCCGCCGAGGCCACGUCCGCCGAGGACAAGACCGUCGAGAUGAAGGGCAUCGUCCUGAAGGGCCGCCCGCUCUACCUCGACAUGCAGGCCACCACCCCGAUAGAUCCCCGCGUUCUCGACGCGAUGUUGCCCCACUUCGUCGAGCAGUACGGAAACCCUCACAGCCGCACGCACAUGUACGGCUGGGAAGCCGAGGACGCCAUCGAGCAGGCACGCGCGGACGUCGCGUCCAUCAUCGGAGCCAACCCCAAGGAGAUCAUCUUCACCAGCGGCGCCACCGAGUCCAACAACAUGGCCAUCAAGGGCGUGUGCAACUUUUACAAGGGGCGCAAGUCCCACGUCAUCACGACGCAGACGGACCACAAGUGCGUGCUGGACUCGUGCCGCCACCUCGAGCAGCAGGGAUGGGACGUGACGUACCUCCCGGUCAAGUCCAACGGCCUCAUCGAUCUCGACGAGCUGCGCGCCUCGAUCCGUCCGGAGACGGCGGUGGUGUCGGUCAUGGCGGUGAACAACGAGAUCGGCGUCAUCCAACCGCUGAAGGAGAUUGGCGAGAUCUGCCGCGCGAACAAGGUGUUCUUCCACACCGACGCCGCGCAGGCCGUGGGUAAGAUCCCGAUCGACGUCGAGGACAUGAAGAUCGACCUGCUCUCCAUCUCCGGGCACAAGAUUUACGGCCCCAAGGGUGUCGGCGCCAUCUACAUCAGGCGCCGCCCGCGCGUCCGCAUGGAGGCGCUCAUCAGCGGCGGCGGUCAGGAACGCGGUCUGCGUUCGGGCACGCUCGCCCCCGCGCUCGUGGUCGGCUUGGGGAAGGCGUGCGCGGUCGCCGGCGAGGAGAUGGAGAACGACCUCGCGCACGUCGAGCGCUUAUCGAAGCGCUUAAUCGACGGCAUCGCCGCCAAGUGCGAGCACAUCCAGCUCAACGGCGACGCGACGGCUCGAUAUCCCGGCAACGUCAACAUGUCCUUUGCCUACGUCGAGGGCGAGUCCCUCCUCAUGGGCCUCAAAGAGAUCGCGGUGAGCAGCGGCAGCGCGUGCACGAGCGCGAGUUUAGAGCCGAGUUACGUGCUGAGGGCGUUGGGCGUGGACGAGGAGAUGGCGCACACGAGCAUUCGGUACGGGCUCGGGAGGUUCACGACGGAGGAGGAGGUGGACAGGGCCAUCGAGCUCACCGCGGAGCACGUGGCGAAGCUGCGGGAGAUGUCGCCGCUGUGGGAGAUGGUCCAAGAGGGGAUCGACCUCAAGUCCAUCCAGUGGAGCCAGCACUGAUUCCGUCGGUAUGUAGUCGCCACUUGCCGUUUGCUAAAAAAUACGCGAGAGAUUGCCG